This is a messenger RNA of Tachysurus vachellii, 4784 nucleotides long. RefSeq names its product amphiphysin (gene amph). The record is from RefSeq and is a predicted model, not a curated record. Gene Ontology annotation, biological process: synaptic vesicle endocytosis. The transcript is spliced from 15 exons. Bases 60 to 4583 code for a protein of 1507 amino acids. Gene Ontology annotation, cellular component: plasma membrane; cytoplasm; synaptic vesicle. NCBI's taxonomy places the organism in Eukaryota, Metazoa, Chordata, Actinopteri, Siluriformes, Bagridae. Gene Ontology annotation, molecular function: phospholipid binding; protein binding.
CGCUGUCCUCCUCCGUGUAGGUGCUGAAACGCUUCCACCGACUCAAUCCCCAAGCAGCCAUGGCCGAAAUAAAGACGGGCAUUUUCGCCAAAAACGUCCAGAAGAAGCUCAAUCGUGCUCAGGAAAAGGUUCUGCAGAAGUUGGGGAAGGCUGAUGAGACAAAAGAUGAGCAGUUUGAACAGUGUGUUCAGAACUUCAAGAGACAGGAAUCUGAGGGUUCAAGGCUACAGAGGGAGAUGAGGGCUUAUAUAGCAGCUGUGAAAGGAAUGCAGCAGGCCUCCAUGAAUCUGACCGAAUCUCUUCACGAAGUCUAUGAGCCUGACUGGCACGGCAAGGACGAUGUGAUAUCUAUUGCAAAGAGUUGUGAUGUAUUAUGGGAAGACUUCCAUCAAAAACUGGUGGACUCCACAAUCUUAGCUCUGGAUGCAUAUUUGAUCCAGUUCCCUGAUAUCAAGAUUCGUGUAGCGAAACGGAGCAGAAAGUUAAUUGACUACGACAGUGCGAGGCACCAUCUUGAGACCCUGCAGACUUCUGCCAUUAAGAACGAAAAAAAGAUUGCAAAGGCAGAAGAGGACUUGAAAAAGGCACAGAAGGUGUUUGAUGAUCUGAAUGUGGACCUGCAGGAUGAGCUGCCCAGUCUGUGGGACAGUCGAGUGGGCUUUUAUGUGAACACCUUCAAGAGUGUCAGCAGCCUGGAAGCCAAAUUUCACAGGGAAAUAUCAGUGUUCUGUCACAAGCUGUAUGAGGUGAUGAACAAGCUUGCGGAGCAACACCCAGACAAAAUGUUCACCAUUCAAGGAGCACCCAGUGACUCAGGCCCACUGCGCUUGGCUAGGACCCCAACACCUCCUGAGGAUGAGAGUCCAGAGAUCAGCCCUGUUGCCACCCCCAACCACACACUGAGACCUACUUCACCUGGCCCUCCACGGCCCAAAUCUCCCUCACAGCUCAAGAUGGGACCGCCAAAGCCGCCUCCUCCCAAAGUCACUCCAACCAAGGAAAUUCCACAAGAGCAAAUCAUCAACCUAUUUGAUGGAGGCUUUCCUGAGAUCAGUGUCACCUCACCACAGCUAAAUGAGAAUCCCACAGAAUCUCUCUUGGACUUGGACUUUGACCCAUUCAAACCAGACAGCAAUACAACUAUCGGUCAAACUGCAGCUCAGGCACUAUCAUGGGACCUUUGGACGACAAAUACUGAGGCCCAGCCUGCUUCAGAUGCUGGCUUCAAUGACAACUGGACGGCUGACUUUGGUUCUGCAGCUCAGGAUGUGGGGGAUGCUCAGCCUGCAACAGAUGGGCAAGGAUGGCCUCCUGCAGAAGGAUGGCCCACAGAUACAGUGCCCCAAGGAGAAGCCACAGGCGAGGUUAGAAGGGAUGCAAAGUAUGACCCAGAGCCAAAUCCCGACUAUGAAGAGUGUGCUUUGAAGAGUGGCAAGAUAGAUCCUCCAUUUAAUCAGCAGCUUGUUCAGGAGGGUACUGAAGAAGGGUGGGAAUCAGAGCAAUCAUGCUCAGAUACACUACACUCUGAGUGCACAGGGGAUGAGGAAGGAUGGACCACAGAAACGAAAACCAAAGGUUUAGAUGAGAGUCUAGCUGGAAAGUCCAUGCCAGGGAUUAUAUUCACAAAUGAAUUUGGCCAAGAAAUAGCAGAGGCCACAGGAGGAUGUGGGCAGGGAUUAUACACAGAAGAAGAAGAAAAUAACCCUAAGUGGUACUUAACAGGUCAGGGAGAUGUGGAUGGGUCAGGGUCUGAAUAUGAGACAGCUGAGGAGUGGGCAGAUGCUUCAGGUCAGAAUAGUGGAUGGAUCAGUGCUGAUGAUGAGCUUGAAUCUGCAGAGAAUGAGGGACCAAUAAAAGAGCACAAUGUCACCGGCAGCAAUUUAAAUAAAGAGAACUUUGUGGAUGAUAUUGAGUCAUCCUUCAUGGAACAGAGCACCAUAGAUGCUGCAAGCUUUAUAGGCCAUUCGGUUAUAACUAAUUGUGACAGGCUGGCAAUGACAGAAUUAACUAAGCCUAGUGAUGGAACAGAGCUUGGACAUCACAGUUCAACUAAUUAUGUAAGCACAGCAGAUCUUACUCAUAGCAACAAGCAGAAUGAGAGAAUAGACAAUUCAGCUUCAAAACUUUUCAAAUCCAAAUUUUACUCUGAACCACAUUACAGAGCAGGGUGUGACCCCUUUAGUUCAGGGCCUGAUCUUUUUGCUGCAUCAGAGGAGGAUCCAUUUGGCACUAGCAAUGACUCAUUUGCCCACUCAGACAAGGGUUGGUUGUGUCAAGAAAACUGUCAGAUGUCUGAGAAAUUUGCCAAUGACUCUUUUGCUAUGCCCAGAGAUGUUUUUGGUUCUAAAUGUCAGAAUACAAAUGGUCAAGCAAUUGGUUUUGAAUCAUAUUCUUUUGAAGAAGGAUAUGUCUUGGCUACUGAAAUCACAUCAAACUUUUCUCCCAGUGAAACUAAUCAGGAACAUUUUGCCAGAGAGACUAGCUCUUCUUUUGAAGGUAAAACUGACCAUGAUCCUUUUGCCAAGGAAAAUGAACAGGAUCCUUUUGCCAGUGAGACUCUCCAGGACCCUUUUGACAGUGAAACUAAUCGGGAUCCCUUCGCCAGUGAGAAUAAUCAAGAUUCUUUCACCAGCGAGGCUCUUAUUGCCAGUAAAACUGACCAGGAUCAUUUUGCCAUUGAGACUAACAAGGAUAAUUUUGACAUUGAAAUUGACAAAGGCCCUUUUGCCACGAAGACUAACCAGGAUUCCUCUGACAGUGAGCCUGUUCAGAAUCUCUUUGCCAGUGAAACUAAUUGGGAUCCCUUUGCCAGUAAAAAUGGUCAAGAUACUUUCUUCAGUGAAACUAACCAGGAUCCUUUUGACAGUGAGACUAACCAGGAUCCUUUUGUCAGUGAGACUAACCAGGAUCCUUUUGCCAGUGAGACCAGUGAGACUAACCAGGAUCCUUUUGCCUCUGAGACUAUCCAGGAUCCUUUUACUAGUGAAACUAAUUGGGAUCCUUUUGCCAGUCGAAAUAAUCAACAUCUCUUCCCCAGCAAGACUAAACAGGAUUAUUUUGACAGUGAAACUGACAAAGAUCCUUUCCCCAGUGAGAAUAACCAGGAUCCUUUUGUCAGUGAGACUAACCAGGAUCCUUUUGCCACUGAGACUAUCCAGGAUCCUUUUACUAGUGAAACUAAUUGGGAUCCUUUUGCCAGUCGAAAUAAUCAACAUCUCUUCCCCAGUAAGACUAAACAGGAUUAUUUGGACAGUGAAACUGACAAAGAUCCUUUCGCCAGUGAGAAUAACCAGGAUCCUUUUGCCAGUGAGACUAACCAGGAUCCUUUUGCCAGUGCGACUAACCAGGAUCCUUUUUCCAGUGAGACCAGUGAGACUAACCAGGAUCCUUUUGCCAGUGAGACUAUCCAGGAUCCUUUUGCCAGUGAGACUAACCAGGAUCCUUUUUCCAGUGAGACCAGUGAGACUAACCAGGAUCCUUUUGCCAAUGAGACUAUCCAGGAUCCUUUUUCCAGUGAGACCAGUGAGACUAACCAGGAUCCUUUUGCCACUGAGACUAUCCAGGAUCCUUUUACUAGUGAAACAAAUUGGGAUCCUUUUGCCAGUCGAAAUAAUCAACAUCUCUUCACCAGUAAGACUAAACAGGAUCAUUUGGGCAGUGAAACUGACAAAGAUCCUUUCACCAGUGACAAUAACCCGGAUUCUUUUACCACUAAAGCUAACCAGGAUACUGUUGUUAGUGAGACUAACCCGGACCUGUUUUUUGGCCAAACUAAUCAUGACCCUUUUGCUAGUGAAACUAAACAGGAUAUUUUUGCCAAUGAAACUGACCAGGAUCCUUUUGCCAGUGAGACUAAUUGGGAUCCCUUUGGUAGUGAGAAUGAUAAUGAUCCAUUUACUUAUGAGAGUAACUUGGAUCCAUUUUCUAAUGAGAACCAGGAUCCUUUUGCUAGUGACAAACAGGACCCUUUUGCAAGUGAGACCAACCAGUAUCCUUUUGACAGUAAAACUAACCAUGAUGUGUGUGCUAAUGAGAUUAACCAGGAUUGUUUUUCUAGUGAGACUAACCAGGACCUUUUUGUUAGUGGCACUAAUCAGAUCACCAUUAUUAAAGAGUCAACACAAGAACCACUGGCCAGUGAAGGCAACCAGGGAUGGGCAGAGAUCUGGGAGUCCACAAUGAUUGGGCAAGCAAGUUGGGAAGUUGACUUUUCAACCAAGAAUAGGUCUGCCCAGUGGGCUGCCUUUCCUUCACCAACUGCUGAAUUAGAAAGUUCCAGUAAAGAUGGACGGCAGGAGAUGGACGACACUGGUGGCUCCUUCCCGUCUGAUGUACAAGGUGACAUCAUUAAAAGCUGGCCUGGAGACAGUGGCCCGAAUCAAGAUACAUAUAAUACCUGUUAUGGUCAAAACAACAUUCCUUGUCCAAAGAAUGCAGCCAUGGAAAAGACAGCCAGUGUUAAAGAACCAGAGAACUCUGAUCUGUCUGAAGAUGAGGUUGCAAAUCGAAGAUACGGAAAGUUGUACCAAGAAAUAGAUGCGGAGAAGGAUGAGGUACCCGAAUUCCUCUUUAUUUUAGUGUAGCAUGAACUGGUCACAAUAAGAAGCUCUUUUCCUGCCUGCCUGCAGAUGAAGCAAUACAGUAGUUUCCUGCUACAACCCCUUCAGACCCCCAUAAUCCCUCACAGUCUACAGAUCCUGGUCCUUCCUGUUUCUCCUCUGCUUGCAUCUGAUGUGUUGUUUUUAAUAGUAUUCCUACUCCCAUUACAAAUACAUGGCAAGUGU